This is a messenger RNA of Cynoglossus semilaevis (tongue sole), 7154 nucleotides long. RefSeq names its product laminin, beta 2-like (gene lamb2l). Lineage: Eukaryota; Metazoa; Chordata; Actinopteri; Pleuronectiformes; Cynoglossidae. The coding region runs from base 1109 to 6637 and encodes 1842 amino acids. The record is from RefSeq and is a predicted model, not a curated record. Gene Ontology annotation, biological process: tissue development; animal organ morphogenesis. The transcript is spliced from 36 exons.
CCUGAUCCAAAAUAACUUUGACACCCCUGCUCUAAUGCAUUGUUUCCCAAAGAUUGGAUCGCGACCCUCAGGUGGGGCACAGGAGAUUUGUUUUGGGCUGAGAUCCCCACACGUCUGCAGAAAAGCUCCUGAAAAUGUUUUACCAGUCUGUGGUUGCCGGUUUCAUUUCGUACGCUGGGGUGCUGGAGAAGCUGCUCAGGAAGUCUAGCUCUGUGGUCAGCACCAAACUGGACCGUCCGGUGACGGUGGCAGAGAAGAGAACGCUUGGCAAACUGGUGGCCAUUUUGGACAGUUCCCGUCAUCCUCUGCCCACUGUCAGUGACAGGCUGCUCCUUCCAUUGUCCACCGGGGCAAUUAAACUGUUCAACUGUCCACUGGGGGGAGGAGGGUGAACAAAUGACUGGUGGGUAAGGGCGUAUGUGCGAUAUAUAUUCAUACACGCUAGUUAAUAGAUAGAUCAAUAGACAGACAGAUAUUCUUCCUCUUCUGAGUUAUCCUAAUUGCCACUCUAACUCCCUUUCUUCUGUAUCUCCUCUCAACUAUCUUCCGAUUUCUUUAUUUCCUCCCACUUCUGCUUCCUCUGCGGCCCUCGAUGUCCAGAAGAAAAGGGGUGUUGCAUUCCAAAAGCCUGGAGACCGUUCCCCUCUUUCAGCCAAGGGCCCACAGAGUGACAGAGGAAUUAGAAUAAGAAUAGCUGCCCAUUCACCCCAGUGCCCCAGUGACGAGCUGGAGGGAGAGAGGGAGACAGAAGCACUGGGAGGAGAGGAAUGAAAGAAAGGGGGGUCCCCGCAGUUUUCUGCACUCUCAUUGGCUGGUGGCGUUCCCUCUGUUUUUACAUCGCUGCCGUCAGUUGUGCUUUCAAGUUUGUUUUACUGAUUCGGCUUCACAUACACACCACACAUGUCCAUGCAUGCGUAAAUGUACACAUAGGGGUCCUGGGUCUGAACACGUGCACGGCAGAAUACAGAAUACACACUCACACGCAUGCACGCACACACGCAUGAACACACACUGUCCGGGCAAAGUUAGCUUGUAGGAAGGCAGAGGAGGGAGAGGCGACCCCGGGUUGUCCAGAGACAGCUUGGUGUCCAAGCAUCCAGGCGUCCUGAUGACCAGCAUGACUGUGCAGCUGAGUCUCCUCCUGCUGGCUCUUGCUGCCUUUGGUCAAGAAAUUCCAUCAGCUCCUCAUGGCUGCACAGAGGGCAGCUGUUACCCUGCCACAGGGAACCUUCUGAUUGGACGUGCUGUGAACCUGACAGCCUCCUCGACAUGUGGACAUAAUGGACCAGAACAGUACUGUAUAGUCAGUCAUUUGCAGGAAUCUGACAAGUGUUUUGAGUGUAACUCCCAGCACCGCUACGACCCGCACCACCACAGGAACAGCCAUCGCAUUGAAAAUGUCAUCUACCUCAUGGACAGAAAUGGAGACCACACCUGGUGGCAGUCUGUCAAUGGUCUGGAGAGUGUGAGCAUCAGACUGAACCUGGAGGCUGAAUUCCACUUCACUCACCUCAUCAUGAAGUUUAAGACUUUCCGACCUGCAGCCAUGAUCAUUGAGCGUUCAGCUGAUUUUGGACGCACCUGGCGUCCUUACCGCUACUUUGCCUCAAACUGCACCAGAACAUUUCCACAAAUCCCGGCCGUCGGUUUGAGACACAUUAACGACAUCAUUUGUGAGGAACGCUACUCUGACAUUGAGCCUUCCACGAAUGGAGAGGUCAUCUACAAAGUUUUGGAUCCUGCCAUUCAUGUCAAAGAUCCCUACAGUCUAGAUAUUCAAGAGCUUUUGAGAAUUACUAACCUGAGAAUCAACUUCACCAAACUCAACACUCUGGGAGACGACCUGCUGGACCGACGCUUCGACGUCCUGCAGAAAUAUUAUUAUGCCAUUUACGAGCUGGUGGUCCGAGGGAGCUGCUUUUGUUACGGCCAUGCCUCCGAGUGUGCACCUGUGCCAGGGGUUGACGCCCGGGGAAACGGCAUGAUUCACGGUCGCUGCGUCUGCAAACACAAUACACAGGGUCUGAACUGUGAGCGCUGUCGAGAUUUCCAUCAUGAUCUCCCAUGGAGACCAGCUGAGGCUGAAAACCCACACACCUGUCGAGAGUGUAACUGUAACGGUCACUCCAACUCCUGCCACUUCGACAUGGCCGUCUUUUUGUCCACUGGGAACAUCAGUGGAGGAGUGUGUGACGAUUGUCAGCACAACACCAUGGGCCGCAACUGUGACAUUUGCAGCCCUUUCUACUUCAAAGACCCCAGCAGAGACAUCAGAGACCCUCGGGUCUGCGUAGCCUGUGACUGUGACCCAGUGGGUUCUUUGGAAGGCGGUGUUUGUGACGGUCACACAGACCCCAACAUGGGAAUGAUUGCUGGACAGUGCCGCUGCAAAUCUAAUGUUAAAGGCAUGCGCUGUGAUGACUGCAAAGAAGGUUAUUUUGGACUCAGCCAGAAUGACCCACUGGGCUGCCAACCGUGUAACUGCGACCCCCGUGGUAUCAUCAUGCUCGACGCCCCUUGUGAUCAGAUUAGCGGCGACUGCUCUUGUAAAAGAUACGUCACAGGUCGCUACUGUGACCAGUGUCUGCCUGAAUACUGGGGGCUCAGUAACGACCUGUCCGGCUGCAGGCCCUGUGAUUGUGACUUUGGCGGGGCCUUCAACAACAGAUGCAUGAUGGACAGUGGCCAGUGUGACUGUAGGAGACAUCUGAUUGGUCGACAGUGUUCAGAGGUGCAACCCGGCUAUUUCUGCGCUCCGCUGGAUUAUUACAAGUACGAGGCUGAAGAUGCUGCAGGACAUUCGCCCAGUGAGCCUUUACUCCCAGGUAAAGUCCGUCCUCAGGCAGAAACUGACUGUGUGGAACACCUCAGUAACCAGCUGAGGCGCCACCGCCGUCACCGUCGCGUCACGGACUCACAGCAGAGUCGAGCAGCACUGAGACGAAUCCGGCAGCUUCAACAGACACCCGACGUGAGCACUGUCAACAGAGAACACUCGACCGGCCACAUGGUGACGUGGACCGGACCUGGGUUUGCCCGUGUCAAGGACGCUGCAGGUCUGGUGUUCACUAUAGAUAACGUCCCCUACGCCAUGGAGUAUGACAUCAUGAUCCGCUAUGAACCUGAGUCCACAGAAGACUGGGAGGCCAUUGUCAGCAUCACCUCAGUCAUGCUUCCCUCUAGUCUCCGCUGUGGAAACCUGUUACCAACUGAGCAGCUCUACAGAGUAACAUUGCCUCAUCGCAACAGGUAUAUCCAGAUGCCCCGGCCCUUCUGCUUUGAGCCCAGUAAUCGUUAUGUGGUCGCCAUCAGGUUCCAGCGCCAUGGGGUCACACACAGACACCUGACUGCCUUCAUCCUCGUUGACUCGCUCGUCCUGAUCCCCAAAUACACAGAGCUUCCAGGCUUUCAGGGUAAUGAUGCCGUGGCAGAGCAGCGACGGGAGGAGAUGAUCCGCUACAUGUGUCUGGAUUCCUUCAUGAUCACACCCAUGCCUGCCCUGGCUGAGAUGUGCACCAAACUCAUCUGCAGCAUUUCAUCCAUCAUUCAUGACGGAGCUCUGCCCUGUCAGUGUGACCCGCAAGGCUCGCUCAGUGGCGAGUGUGACAGAGUGGGGGGUCAGUGUCGAUGUAAACCCAACGUCAUGGGUCGUCACUGUGACCAGUGUGCCCCAGGAACCUACGGCUUUGGAGUCAGUGGCUGCACCCCUUGCGACUGUCACCCAGAUGGUUCUGUGAGCCACCAGUGUGAUCCAGUUACAGGCCAGUGCCAGUGUAGACCUGGAGCCACUGGUCUGAGGUGCUCAGACUGUCAGCCAGGACAGUGGGGUUUCCCCAGCUGCACCCCGUGUCAGUGUAACGGCCACGCUGACAUCUGUGACCCCAGCAGUGGAGAGUGUACACAAUGUAGGGACUACACUGUGGGACAUUUCUGUGAGCGAUGUGUGAAUGGGUUCUUUGGAAACCCAGUUCUUGGCUCUGGAGACCACUGUCGGCCCUGUCCCUGUCCUGGAAUCCCUGGCUCUGAUCACUUUAACGGACACUCUUGUCACGCUGACCACGGCUCUGACCAGAUCAUCUGUAACUGCAAAAAAGGCUACGCUGGCUCCCGUUGUGACCAGUGUGCCCCUGGUUACUACGGAAACCCAGAGCAGCCUGGUGGCCAGUGCCUGCCAUGUGAGUGCCAUGGAAACAUCGACACCGAGGAUCCUGAUUCAUGUGACCGCAGGACCGGUCAGUGCCUAAAGUGUCAGCAUCAUACUGACGGUCCCUCCUGUGGGCAAUGUCAACACGGUUACUAUGGCAACGCUGUCAAUCACGACUGCAGACUUUGUACCUGUGUGACGGCCGGGACUGUCCAGUCUGCCUGCACUGAUGGUCAGUGUCACUGUGACAAAGAAACUGGAGCCUGUAACUGCAGGGAGAAUGUCACUGGACACAACUGUGACCAGUGCUCUCCAAACCACUGGAAUUAUGGUCAGGAGAGAGGCUGUGAGCCCUGUCACUGUGACCUUCAACAUGCCCAGGGAGCUCACUGCAACAUGUUCACAGGUCAGUGUCACUGUCGCCCAGGCUUUGGAGGCAAACAGUGCACCGAGUGUGAGCAGUUCCACUGGGGAGACCCUCAAGUACACUGUCAAGAAUGUAAAUGUCACCCCCUGGGCUCAGAAAUUGCCCAGUGUGACCGAACAACAGGUGACUGCAUAUGUGUGAAGGGAGCUGCAGGGAGACAUUGCGAUGAGUGUGCCCGAGGGUUCACGGGCGUCUUUCCAAGCUGUAUUAGCUGUCAUGUUUGCUUCCAGCUUUGGGAUGAUGCACUGUGCCAGAUUAAACGUGACCUGGAACACAUCCAGUACACUGCUCAGAAGAUCCUGGACAGUGGAAUCACACCGGGACUGGAGGAUUCACGUACAAAAGAGCUGGAGAAGAAGCUGAGGCUGAUUCAAGAACUGAUCAGCGGGUAUGACACAGACAGAGUUCAUCAGCUGAUUGGACAGAGCAUCGAUGACCUCAGGGCUGAGAUUGCCCUGACUGAUGGGCGUUUGAUGAGUAUCACCAGGGAACUGAAUACCACAGAAGAAGAAGAUGGCUCACUGAGACGCACACUGUCUGUUCUGGAGAGAGAACUGAGAGACAUCAAUACAACUGUGGCUGAAAAGAAGGAGCUGCUGGAGCAAUAUCACAGCGCUGGAUUUAAUGACCAGUUUGAUAAAGUGAAGAAGUAUUACCAGGAGUCAACUGAAGCAGAGCAGAAAUGUAAUGCAUCAGUGUCAGGUCCCCUCAGCCCAGUGGAACAGUCCAAUCAAACUCGAGCUCUCACUGAAGAGUUGCUGGAAGCCAACAGAGAGAAGUUCCUUCAAAGUCUAGCUGCUCAGAACCAAACCCUGGACGAACUGCAGGAGAAGACGAAAGACCUGGACGACAUGGUCCAAAACCUAAGUCAAAAGGUAUGUGGUGGUCACAGCAACAUCAGCCUGAACGGUAGUUGCCCUGAUAGCGUGUGUGGUGGCGCCAGCUGUAGAGAUGAUGAGGGUAACAGAGUGUGUGGAGGAGAUGGAUGUAACGGGACAGUGAGUGCUUCACUGGACGCCCUGAAUCAUGCCAAGAUUGCGGCAGAGAAUCUAAACAAUGCCAAGGUGGAGCUGCAGGGAGUCGCAAAGAAGCUCCAGGAUAUUGCUACACUGACACAGGACGUAAAGGCGCAGGCGAUGAAUACACUGGAGAAAGCCCAGAGGAAGAAGGAACACUUUGAGAACAACAACAAGAAGCUCAAAGAUUUUAUUAAGAAGAUCAAAGACUUUCUUAUGGAGGAGGGAGCUGAUCCCGAGAGCAUCGAGAAAGUGGCUCUGCAUGUGCUGUCCAUCAGGCUUCCGGUCAACAAGACCAUACUGGACAACAUGGUCACACAGAUAAAGGGUCAUCUGUCAAACCUCACUAACAUCGAGGACAUUGUCAACCAAACCUCACAGCAUGUCAACAAAGCCAAGGAGCUGCUGGAAAAAGCAAAAGAAGCCAAGACAAGAGCAGAGGGAGUAAAGGAUGCAGCCAAUGAUACCCAACAGGCUUUGGAUGUGUCUGAGAGAGCCAUUGAAAAAGCAAGAACAGCUCUGGAAGAAGCCAAAAAUAAUCUGAACAGCACAAGAACGGCAACCUCUGAGGUGGAUGAGAGGCUGGGGCAGUUGGAUGACAAGCAGAUGGACAUCAUGAUGCGUUUACAGAACCUCUCCGAAGGCGUAGAGGCUCUAAAGAACAAGACGGAAAUGAACAGACGGAUGGCGAUAGAGGCCAAGGAUCAGGCUAACAAUGCCACUCGGAUGGCCUCCUCACUGGAGAAGAGUCUCAAUGACACAGAAAAGCAGUAUCAAGAACUGCAGACGAAGGUGAACUCUCUGGGUGGAGAGUCUGGAGGACUGGACAGCAUCCACCAGAGGGCCAUGGAGAUCAAGAAGGAGGCAGAUGAACUUUUAAACAAGGCCACAAAUGGAAUAAAACAACUGGAGAGGCUAGAGAAGAAAUUCAAGAGUAACGAGAGGCGGAUGCAGAUGCAACGUGCGGAGUUGGACGAGCUGAUGGGCAAUGCCACGCUGGCGAGGGAUGGUAUCCGGGAACAAUUGCAGAAGUACAGUAACUGUGAGUGAGGACGAGUUGGUUUCCUAUACUCUCUCUAAACCUUAUCCCGGAAUAAAAACAACAUUAUUACAUUAUUAAAAACCACAAAACAAGCUGCUCUGGUGUCUUUAGUUUUCAUAUUCUCACCGUCAAGUGUUAUAUGACAGAGGUGCUCUUUUCCUCUGUCCUCGUUCUGUUCCGUUUUACAUCACUAAGCUAUUUCAACCUCAAUGGAAAUGAUUGGUCUGACUUUAUCCACUGCUGAGCAGAUUAUUGGUUACAUCAAUAAUCAUAUGUUAUAUAAAUAUACACAUAUAUACAUACAAAUAUUAUAUGAUUUCAUCCAUAAAGUGUUUUUAUUUCUACCAAUGGUGCUUUUUAGUUUUUAUUUUGUGUGUGAUUUUACAUGUUAGUAUAUUCAUCAUGAACUUUUAUGGACUCAAACAAUGACUUUGAAUUUAUUUUCUAAAGAGAUAUGUUGUGCCUACUGUAUUGGUGAUGGAGGUCAAUAAAUAUAUACCAGUUAUAUAAUAUAUGAUUUUAAGU